Aaosphaeria arxii CBS 175.79 is the source of this 2301-nucleotide messenger RNA. RefSeq names its product dual specificity protein phosphatase-like protein PPS1. The record is from RefSeq and is a predicted model, not a curated record. Gene Ontology annotation, biological process: protein dephosphorylation; nuclear DNA replication. The transcript has 5 exons. Gene Ontology annotation, molecular function: protein tyrosine/serine/threonine phosphatase activity. Bases 105 to 2165 code for a protein of 686 amino acids. Lineage: Eukaryota; Fungi; Ascomycota; Dothideomycetes; Pleosporales.
UUUCUUUUGACCAGAAUCACGACAAUCGUGGUGUGCCUUCAACACACACCACGUUCACCUCCCCAUCCUCGUCAUCGUCGCAAUCGAAGUCAACCUUCUCCACCAUGGCUGCCGUCCUCGCGCGCCCGCCUGCCAUAACGAGUCGCUCCUCCACGCCUCCACCACACCACAUCUCUCUAAAUACUUCUACUCGUGGCACUCCUGCAGCCAUUCCCAACAAACACAUUCCAGUAUGCCCGCCAGGUCCAAUUCCUGCUCGUGGUCUUCAAACCCCACCUUCCUCGCCGCCAACCAAGAACAACAUCAUCGAGACCACCGCCGUGACCUAUCCGCCGAACUUGCACUGCACCCAAUACUCGCACGAUCCUCCAUUAUGGACGAUCGAUGCGCAGAAGAUGGCUGAGGCAAUCGAGCAUACUGCGACGCAGCCAUUGCCCAACCCAGAGCAGGUAUUCCCAUGGCUGCACGGCUUGCACGCCGACAACCAGAUCCAACUUGCCUUCUUCACCUCGCGACGGAAGAGCGUACGGAAGGUACCGCUAUGCAUUCGUAGCGUCACGCUCGUCAAGACUGGCGGAGACUUGACCUCGUCAAAAUUGAAGGGUGCGAUCUCCCCCGAGGAAUUGUUGUGUCCCACCAAAGACUCCAACACUUUCAUCGAGUGCGACCCCAAAGACGGCUUCUCCGUUCGUAACUUCCAUAUUCAGGCUUGCAAAUUGGCCAUGGUCUCCGACAUCAUCGUGUACGGCGAUGACAAAACCCCUCUGCCCGACACAGUCGCCCUCGCAAAGCGCAUCUCCAAGGCUCAGAGACAAUACGAGGCAAGGAACGGGCUGCCUCGUGGGUUGUUCAAUACGUUCAUGCUCUCAGAUACCUUUGCCCAUGUACAAGAAGCACAUCCUGAACUAGUCGCCGUAGAUGCCGCGGGCGGCAUGACCGGACAUGUCGCAGAUUUCUUCUACUGGGAACGGUAUGAGAUGAGUUCCAUGUCCAAGGCAGCCGAGAUCAGUAACAAUGUGUAUCUUGGACCAACGCCCGACCCAACGCUGGACCCGAACACGACAGAAAGUGAUUUCGAUAUCCUCAUAGAGGCCAGUGACCUCGCACACAUCCCGGACAGCAGAUGUCUCACGGAGUGGCGGAACUCGAUCCAAAGUGUGCAAGACGGUCCGAUGCACAUUGAGUUCCCUUCCUCCGGUAGUAUCAUGCCCCCAACCUGGUCUCAUUCCGAAGUCGACGGACUCCUCGCCAUGUGCAAAUGGAUCUAUGAUUUGGCCAAUCCACACGCAUCCGAUAUUCUGAAACGGAGAGAUAGCAAGGAGGACGAAGCAAUUGCACUGGACGACAUCGUUCGAUCUCGAAAGUUUCUCAUCCACUGCACGGACGGCUAUACAGAGACUACGAUGUUGGCUCUGGCUUAUUUCAUGUAUGCCGAGGGCCUCUCCGCUGACCAGGCAUGGGUUCAGAUGCAUCGGGAUAAGGGUCGUAACUUCUUUGCGUAUCCCUCCGACGUUGCGCUGCUGACGCAAAUUCAACCCCGAAUCCUCCAAGCGUCGCCGAAAUUCCAGGGAAACAUCAUCACCAUGCAGGCGCCGAAGUGGAUGUCGCGCAUCGACGGCAGUCUGCCGAGCAGGAUUCUUCCUUACAUGUAUUUGGGGAAUCUCGGACACGCCAAUAACCCAGAAUUACUACGCGAACUAGGCAUUACCAGAAUUCUCAGUGUUGGCGAAUCACUAUCAUGGACCGACGAGAUGAAGAGAGAUUUGGACUGGCCAGAUGAGAAUCUCAUGCUCAUCGACAGAGUCCAAGACAAUGGCGUUGAUCCGCUCUGGGAUGAUUUCGGGCGUUGUUUGAAGUUUAUUGAAGAUGGGAAACUCGAAGGCGGAGCCACCCUCGUGCAUUGUCGAGUGGGAGUCUCUCGAUCCGCAACCAUAUGCAUUGCCGAAGUCAUGAACGAACUGGGUCUUUCGUUCCCCCGUGCCUAUUGCUUUGUUCGAGCGCGCCGACUGAAUGUCAUCAUCCAACCACAUCUCCGAUUCACCUACGAACUCCUCAAAUGGGAGGAGUACCAGCGUCUGCGACGCAACGAGCCUCUCCGCCGCGAGCUCGAAUGGGCUACCGUCUCCAGGGAGAUCGCCCUUAUGAACAAACCUUAUUCGAGGUGAUUUCCCAGCCAACCCACCUGGGAUUCUUUUUUUUUUUCUUCUUCUUCUGGUUCAGCAUGACACGAUUUAACGACGGUAUGAUAUGGGUAUUUGUCACGAUUUUUUCUCUCUCUCCUGGCUGUGGGUGCUUAUGUGC